Molecule: messenger RNA, 1810 nt
Organism: Pygoscelis adeliae (Adelie penguin)
Lineage: Eukaryota; Metazoa; Chordata; Aves; Sphenisciformes; Spheniscidae
Product: cytochrome c oxidase assembly protein COX11, mitochondrial
Exons: 3
Coding region: 1-348 (115 amino acids)
Cellular component (GO): mitochondrial inner membrane
Molecular function (GO): copper ion binding
Source: RefSeq, a predicted model, not a curated record
AUGGCCACGAACCAGGAAAGACGUUUCUCCGAAGCCACGGUGGUACCAGGAGAGACCGCCCUGGCCUUUUAUAAAGCGAAAAAUCCUACCGACAAACCAAUAAUUGGAAUCUCUACCUACAACGUAAUACCCUUUGAAGCAGGACAGUAUUUCAAUAAAAUACAAUGUUUUUGUUUUGAAGAACAGCGGCUAAAUCCUCAAGAGGAAGUGGACAUGCCUGUCUUUUUCUACAUUGAUCCAGAAUUUGUAGAGGACCCCAAAAUGGCCAAAGUCGAUUUGAUCACCCUCUCUUACACCUUUUUUGAAGCAAAGGAAGGACAGAAGUUACCACUUCCUGGAUAUCAGUAAUGGGCAGUGUGUACGCCGUUUGACUUCUGCUACCUGACUACCAGCUUUGAAACUGUUUUUCCAUGGAAGGAAAAACUGCAGGAGUACUGUGCAAUAUGAAAUUAUAUUAUUAAACCACCAUGGGCACAUGCUGCUGUUAUGAAAGGAUACAUUUCUAUUUAAAAAAAAAACAAACCACCAACUUCUAUAGUUGGAAUAUCAUUUCUUAGGGAUAGUAUUUCUUCGUCAGACAAUAGAAGGAAACACACUGUUCCUGGAAGAGAGGGUUUUCCUCAAGCCAUCUUUUAUAAGAUGAUACGUGGUAUCUGAGUACUGUGAGGCAAAUUUUUAAACCCAAGUGUAAACUGAGAUCUUCAUUUAAAUACAUUUAAAUAAAUCAGUUUAUUAAGCAUCCAAAAUUGCAUUGCUGGCUCUGAAGAAUAAUUUCCAUGUAAGUUACUGUAUAAAAAGGUAAAAAGAGGUAAUCAGUUCAUGAAAUCUCAAAACUAAGCAAAAGUUGGGCUGUAUUGCUGUGUAACCCUCCCAGGGCACAGGAGGAUAUGACGAUUCAGACGAUGCACCCUCUCGAAUUACUACUGAAUCAGUAGUUCAUGUGGUAAGAGCAGACUGCUCUCAAACUGUUAUCAUUUGAAUGAGGAACAGUAAUUUAAACGUAAGCACAUCAAAUCUGUGGUGUGGUUUCCAUUUAGAAAUAGCCUCUUCAGACUUCGAUGUUGCGUUGAACUCAUUUGAAAUGUCUGUACUGCUACUGACUGCUCUUUCCCCCGGCAGAGGGCUGCCCACCGGGCACCUCUACGCCGAGACAAGCUCAGCUUAUGCGUGAAAUGCUUUGAAGGGAAAGGCGGUACAUAAACAACUGCUCUAAACUGCAGGCUAAAUUAAUAACACAGGAGUCUCCUCAAAAACCAAAAGGAAACCAACCCCAUUCAGAGGUUAAGUCUGACAAAGCCUGCCCAGAAGCGUAUCGGUUGUUCAGAGGUGCUCUAGGUACCCUGUUUGCCAUCAGAAGGUGCAAGCCUAUGUUUAUGUAACUUUUGGUCAUUAUCUGCGGGGCAGGGAUAAUAACACUUGAUCAUAGCUUUGCAAAUGAGGAGUGAGUUGCAGAGCAAGUUUAAGUGACCUACUCAUUUUCAGACGGGAAUUAAUCUCGGCCCAGUAUCUCAUCUGCUAGGCCAGUUCUUUCUACCCCUUGCAGCAGACGAGAGCUAACAAAAUAAGACUGAUGUUGGUUUGUUUGGACUCUAAGAAGGUAAUGGGUAUAGCGGAAAUAACUUCCGGUUGCUUUAGCCUCAAUUACGUUUGCACACCAUAAUUUGAAAAGUGCUUUUUGAAAAUAAAUGGAUGCUACCUUUAAAAUGCAUUAUUGUACCACUUAUAUGUGGUGUUUAAGUAGAUUCUGGAUGACAUUCAUGUCAGGUCUUCACUGUGUACUUAUUAAAGUUUUAAAACUUCUCAUUCUUUC